AUGGCUUCUAGUGCUGAAGAUGAAAUUGAAGAGACAGAAACGACUGCUGUAGAAGAAGAAGGAAUCGAAUCAUUAACUAAUUUAAAGGAAUUAGAUUUAUACGAUAAUCGAAUAUCGGAUAUAGAAAAUUUCAAAACAUUGGCUAACUUGGAAUCAUUGGAUUUGUCAUUUAACAAGAUUCGAGAUAUCAAAAAUUUGGAAUAUCUCGAAAAUUUAACGAAUAUAUAUUUUGUUCAAAAUAAAAUCACCAAAAUUGAAAAUCUGGGUCAUUUGAAAAAAUUAAUUAAUUUGGAAUUAGGCGCUAAUCGUAUUCGGAAUCUAGAGAAUUUGAAAAAUCUUAAUAUUUUAAGUAUACAAAGUAAUCGAAUAACCAAACUUAAAGGAUUAGAAGGAUUAAUCAAUUUAGAAGAAAUUUAUCUUAGUCAUAAUGGAAUUAAGAAACUUGAAGGAUUUGAGAAUAACUUAAAAUUAAGAGUUAUUGAUAUUAGCAAUAACUUUAUUAAUAAAUUGGAAAAUAUUUCACAUUUGAAAAAUUUAGAAGAAUUUUGGGCCAGUAAUAAUCAAUUAUCAGAUUUCGAAGAACUUGAUUCACAAUUAAAAAACCUUGAAAAUUUAACAACUGUAUAUUUCGAAGGAAAUCCAAUUCAAUCCGAGAAUCAAGCUACUUAUCGACUUAAAGUGAAAACUUAUUUACCGCAAUUGAAACAAAUUGAUGCCACGUGA
Molecule: messenger RNA, 723 nt
Organism: Diversispora eburnea
Lineage: Eukaryota; Fungi; Glomeromycota; Glomeromycetes; Diversisporales; Diversisporaceae
Source: the annotation of a GenBank genome assembly